UUUUCUGGACUAUUCUUUUCCUAAAUGACUGGAGAAACAUAUCAGAGAAAUAUGACCGAUAGAGAUAAGAAUAAAACUACAACACAUCAGAGACAUAUGUGAAUGUAAGAAAUAAAACUACGACGCAUAAGAGAAAAGUGAGUGUUAAAAAAGCCUCAGGAUGUAAUCUCACUUAUUUAGAUCAGAGCCGAUAGCGAUACACCCGUGCACACACUUACAACAGGAUAAACCAUAACUGAAAACAAUGCCUCGACAAGGAGGAAAAGACUCGUGUUCGUGGGAGCUUCUCUUCAUUGCUUUCAUCGGUGCAUUGUGUCUGGGUGUUGUACCAUGGCCCCCAGCGGCGAGGAGUGCCCCUCUUCUCUUCACACAAGAGCCCAUGAUUGUGUCGCAAGAAUAUCUCUCAGGCACCUGUGUAGACUCAACGGGCGCUGAGCGCAGUGACUUGGAGGAAUGGACAAGCACGUCGGGCGCCUGUGACAGGAUCGUUUGUCAUGUGGAACCUUCUGGAAACUACACAGUUACCCACAGAUAUCUGUGAUAUUUGAUGUAACAAUAAAUGUAACACUAUGAAAGAUUGUUUGUUGAUCAGUGACGAGAUAAAUGCCUUAUUCAUUCUCUAUAUUAUAAUGUAAAGCCGGUCGGUGACAAAAUUGUUACAAAUACUUUUAUACUGUGAAUCAAUCUACAAUUCAUCAUAAUAUUAUAACAAUUAUCAAAUUCAUAUGUACACGCACAUUCAUCAUAAUAUAACAAUUAUCAAAUUCAUAUGUACACGCACAUUCAUCAUAGUAUAACAAUUAUCAAAUUCAUAUGUACACGCACAUUCAUCAUAAUACAGCUGUAUAACAAUUAUCAAAUUCAUAUGUACACGCACAUUCAUCAUAAUAUAACAAUUAUCAAAUUCAUAUGUACACGCACAUUCAUCAUAAUAUAACAAUUAUCAAAUUCAUAUGUACACGCACAUUCAUCAUAAUAUAACAAUUAUCAAAUUCAUAUGUACAUGCACAUUCAUUCACCUCCAAACAACAGUCAUCGUUCCAUCUUUUGUCUCUUCUAAAAUGUUAAUUAAUCAUCUCGACGAGCGCAUAAAUAUGCAACAGUACACAUUAAUUUAUUACAUUGUGUUGUCUUCUAUUACUAUCAACCUCUUCACUGCUGAAACAUUUCCAUCAACAUCUGUACCGACAAGAUAAAAUGUUAGUUCUUGGAAUAUUUUAACACAGAGAAUUGUUUCAGAAUAAGCAAAAUCAUAAACGGUAACUAUAGCAACCAACUAAAACUUCUUUUGUCAACUAGAUGAAACAAAAUAAGUGGAGAAUACAAGCCAGAACACACGCCUACUCAGCAGUGAAGAGGUUAAUAAAAUUACAUGUCAUGUAUGUUAUAAUGUUCGUGUAAUAUCGUGUUAGUGUUAUGUAGUAUCAGAGCUUUGAAAUGUAAGGGCGCUGGCGUUCGCAAAAAAAAACUAUUAUUGCAAUCUCAUACAUAAGUUAACAUUUUUCUUCUUUAUAACUGAUUUACGCUUGUUGUUCUCUUACUGUCUGUGCUGUUCCUUUUGAACGACUGAUAAUAUCGAUAUUGUCUUGAUGAAUUAAAGUUUUCUUUAACAAAAUCUA
Aplysia californica (California sea hare) is the source of this 1619-nucleotide messenger RNA. RefSeq lists its product as uncharacterized. The record is from RefSeq and is a predicted model, not a curated record. Lineage: Eukaryota; Metazoa; Mollusca; Gastropoda; Aplysiida; Aplysiidae.